AUACUUUAUAAGUCAGUUCCAUAAAUAAAGGAACGAGAUAACGAUUAGAAACUUGAGACUCUUCUACUGAACAAAAUAGGCACACAAAAUGCUUGUUUUGAUUUUUGCACUAACUUUAUCAAUUACCGGAUCAUGCUUACAACGUGAUCAGUGGAAUCAGACGCAUCUCAAUAAAAGGGACGGAAAAUGUGGAAAUUAUCCAACUUCGUGCAUUAUACAUCACGUUUACGGCAGUAAACGACCAUUGGCACCACUGAAAGAAGACUCUAGAUCACUAUCUGACUUGUACAAAGCUGCUCUUUCAGAGGGUGGGAAAUUGCUCGUGUAUGCCGGUGGGGAUACGCCGAGUCAAUUAGAUUCCAUCAAGUCCGCAUUUGUCGACAGAUUUCCAGGAAUUAAUCUCGAGAUUGUGAUCGACUUUAGUAAAUACCAUAAUGCCCGCAUAGACAACCAGAUAAAGCUUGGGACUCUCCUCCCUGAUUUAGCACAUCUGCAGACGUUGCAAGACUUUGACCGUUGGAAACAGCGGGGUGUUCUUUUACCAUACAAACCAAUUGGGUGGGAUUCCGUGUACCCUCAGUUUAAAGAUCCGUCCGGGUAUUACACCUCUAUUUAUGUUGACGCAUUUUCAACCAGCGUGAAUAAAGAAGUUCUUGGACCCAACGAGGAAGGUUGGCCUACAGAAGCGGAAGACUUCCUUAAUCCAAUGCUCAAAGGGAAAAUUGUGUCAACUUAUCCAAAUGACGAUGAUGCAGUGCUCUACUGGUACAAGAUGGUAGUGGAGAAAUAUGGCUGGAGUUGGUUGGACCAGUUUAUCAAAAAUGAACCACUUUUCGUCAGAGGAACCCAAGAACCAUGGGAUCUGGUUUGGAAUAGCUCUGCAAAAAUUGGAGCAACUUUCUCCACGGAUGGAUUCUUGAAGGAGAACACAGAUCCAGUCCAGUUUAUUCUGCCCAAAAAAGAUCCUUUCGUAUCUUGGGGGCAAAGAGCUGCUAUUUUCAAAGGGACACAGAACUUGGCAGCUGCACAGCUUUAUCUCAGUUGGUGGUUGGAUAUGCAGACGCAGAGGGACACUUGGUACAUGUGGAGUGUUCGAAAAGAUGUCCCAGUUCCGGUCGGAUUUAAAAGUAUUUGGGAAUAUCAAGGGCAAACAGACCCUGUAGCUUUUCAAGAGUGGAUGCGAGAUCGAGGAGAGGUAGAAAGGUUCAAGUCGCAGGUCACACUUUACGUAGGCGAGGUAAAGGGGGAUUUACCGACGGGUAAUUUAGGUCUCUUUCCAGACAAGAUGAUAAAUUAAGUAAAUGCGUAAAUACAAAAUUACUCUACACACAUCCUCGUAUCCAUUGCGCUAUGGAAAUAAAAUCCACGUCAUUCGUCAACCUUUAUCAUACAUAAACGCGUAUUAUUACAUCCUCUUCCGUUUAUUAGAAUCAAGGUCCAAUUAGUUGUCUGUACAGUAAUUUGAGUGACUCAUUCUAUCGCAAAUUGCAUUUUUUACCUCGAAUUGUAUACACAAAUAUCUGGACUUCGCUCACGAUGAUGAAUUGUUUAAUUGCACGUCGGCUAGUACAUAAGUCAAUAGGAAAAACGUAAUUGAAAUAAAGAAAGUGUCACGUGUCACUAAAUUUUA
Molecule: messenger RNA, 1630 nt
Organism: Folsomia candida
Lineage: Eukaryota; Metazoa; Arthropoda; Collembola; Entomobryomorpha; Isotomidae
Exons: 2
Coding region: 89-1297 (402 amino acids)
Source: RefSeq, a predicted model, not a curated record